AUGGCGCAGCUGGCGCUUCGCUCGUGCCGCAGCAUUGUGGCAGUCAGGCCGUUGCUGGGCACGGCAGCGGCACCGUCCGCGGCACCUGCCGCUGCCGGGUUCAGGUCACGGGCGUCCGCAGGAUCGACGCAAAAUUCCGGCCAUCUGCGGGCUGGUGCUGGUGCCUUAACGGCCGCGCUGAGCACCGCCGUGUUAAGACGGCGUGGAAGAUGCCGUCGGGAAGUUGCCAGCUUUGCCACUGCCACGGCUGUGGAAGCACCUGCAGGUGAGUGGGCCUUCAGGGCUUCGGUUCUGGGCUGUGAAGGGGCUUUAUCUGGCCACGUUUAUUUAGAUCCUAAUGGGCGGGCGGCGUAUUUGGCAGACGGAGUGCAGAUCGUUGGUCGUGGCGUGGGCCAUUGGGCGACCAAUGGCGAGAUGGUCGCUCUGGAACUUGAUGUGUACCAGUACGCCGCAGCUGCAGCCCUCAUCCCAGAGAUCCCUCAUCGAUUUCGAGGAGUCUUUGAGCUCAGCGGAGUGGCCCGAGGCCCACAACAAGGGGAUUGGUUUGCCUGCCCAGACGGUGAGGCUCCACGACUGGUGGGCAGCCUUGAUGUGGCCAAGGAUACCAUGGAGCUGUUACCCUUGGCCAUGCAGAGCAGCGCCUCGACUGGUCCUGCACCUCGAGUAGACGCUGACCAGAGGAGUGCCGCGAUGGCUGCUUUAGAUGCACAGCAUGACCUGCGGGCCACACCAGCGGGAGCUCCGAAGUGGCAGGAACUGUUGGCACCCUACAAGGUGGGAAACAUCUCAGAGAUUUACUACAUACCCAACUGGAUCUCGAAAGACGAGGAGGCCGAGUUUUUCCAGAUCGCGGAUGGUGACAUGAGAGCCUGGGAGGACGACACCAUAUGA
Cladocopium goreaui is the source of this 891-nucleotide messenger RNA. NCBI's taxonomy places the organism in Eukaryota, Dinophyceae, Suessiales, Symbiodiniaceae. The record is from the annotation of a GenBank genome assembly.